AGCAUAUAUUGGUGGAUUCUUGUCCACAGUGCAUCUGCUUUAAGAAUUAACGAAAGCAGAGGCAAGACAGUAAGGUUUCAACCAUUUGCUGAAAAUGAAUCUAGCUGCAUUUACUCUCUUCCUGGCAUUAGUCAAUGGUGCCAGUGGCCAAUACUAUGAUUAUGAUUUCCCCCUUUCAAUUUAUGGGGUCUCAUCACCAAACUGUGCACCAGAGUGUAACUGCCCUGAAAACUAUCCAACUGCCAUGUACUGUGAUGAGCUGAAGUUGAAAAGUGUGCCAAUGGUACCUCCGGGAAUCAAAUACCUCUACCUUAGGAAUAACCAGAUUGACCGUAUUGAUGAAAAGGCCUUUGAGAAUGUCACUGAUCUGCAGUGGCUCAUUCUAGAUCACAACCUCCUAGAAAAUUCCAAGAUAAAAGGAAAAGUGUUCUCUAAACUGAAGCAACUGAAGAAGCUGCACAUAAACCACAACAAUCUUACAGAGUCUGUGGGGCCGCUUCCUAAAUCUCUGGAGGACCUGCAGCUUACCCACAACAAGAUCACGAAGCUCGGUUCCUUUGAUGGACUGCUAAACUUGACCUUCGUUCACCUUCAACACAAUCAGCUGAAAGAAGAUGCUGUUUCAGCUGCUUUUAAAGGUCUUAAAUCACUUGAGUACCUGGACUUGAGCUUCAACCAGAUGAGCAAACUGCCUUCUGGCCUCCCCGCAUCUCUUCUAACUCUCUACCUAGACAACAACAAGAUCAGUGACAUCCCUGAUGAGUAUUUCAAGCGUUUCAAUGGCCUACAGUAUCUGCGUUUAUCCCAUAAUGAAUUGGCUGAUAGUGGAAUACCCGGAAAUUCUUUUAAUAUAUCAUCUCUGGUUGAGCUGGAUCUCUCCUAUAAUAAGCUUAAAAACAUACCAACUGUUAAUGAAAAUCUUGAAAACUAUUACCUGGAGGUCAAUGAACUUGAAAAGUUUGAAGUGAAGAGCUUCUGUAAGAUCCUGGGGCCACUAUCCUACUCCAAGAUCAAGCAUCUGCGUUUGGAUGGCAAUCACCUCACCCAAAUGAGUCUGCCUCCAGAUAUGUAUGAAUGCCUACGCGUAGCAAAUGAAAUCACUGUUAAUUAAUACCUGCUAAUUACAAUUAUGCUGAAGUGUAUCCUGGAGCAGUACUCUAUGGUUAGGUUUUUUUGUGUAUCCAUUUUUUAUUGCUGUUUAUUACUUCCAAAAAUUUUAAAUUCUGAGGGAAAUGUUUUGUAAACAUUGACCACAUUUUUUUAAAAAAAGGAAAGAUGAAAAGCAGGCCUAUUUCAUCACAAUAGCACAUGCACACACACAUACAAAUAGAGAGGAAACUAAUGCUAUAUUUGUAAAUUUAGUGUUUUCUAUGUCUACUAUCGAAGAAUGUGCAAAACCUUUUACUGAUUGCAGGGAAGUCAGCCAAGUUCUCUCAUCCUUAAAUCUUAAUUUAAUGUGUCCGCAAACAUGGACUACACAUGCAUGUAUGUUUACUGUCUUAAACAAAACUAUCUCAAUAUGUUCAAAUUUACUUUGUUGAAAAAUUAGUGGUAUAUAAGGAGCUCCAUAAUACUCAUGGAAAAUUCAUGUUAUCUUUUAAUUCAAUUAUUGUGUGCUCUUUUGUAGCCCCCUAGUAUUAUGGGACCAGUAAUUUUGCAAAAUAGUAAAUGAAGUUUAUACAGUCACAUACACUUAGAAAAGUAUUUUUAGUAUUAAGAAUUUGCAUAUUUACCUUGUGAAACUUUUCUUUCUUAGAAUUAAUUUUCAUUCUCAUUCAUGUUCAUGUUUCUUUUUGAGUAUUUACAUGUUAUGUUAACAAGUUAAUAGCAAAAUAAAACAGCAAAUGGCAUCACA
Oryctolagus cuniculus (rabbit) is the source of this 1855-nucleotide messenger RNA. It is a transcript of the gene LUM, whose product is annotated as lumican. Gene Ontology annotation, molecular function: collagen binding; protein binding. NCBI's taxonomy places the organism in Eukaryota, Metazoa, Chordata, Mammalia, Lagomorpha, Leporidae. The record is from RefSeq and is marked validated.